Daucus carota subsp. sativus is the source of this 4071-nucleotide messenger RNA. RefSeq lists its product as uncharacterized. The transcript is spliced from 9 exons. The coding region runs from base 393 to 3935 and encodes 1180 amino acids. Gene Ontology annotation, cellular component: cytoplasm. Gene Ontology annotation, biological process: signal transduction; protein phosphorylation. The record is from RefSeq and is a predicted model, not a curated record. Lineage: Eukaryota; Viridiplantae; Streptophyta; Magnoliopsida; Apiales; Apiaceae. Gene Ontology annotation, molecular function: protein kinase activity; ATP binding; protein binding.
GGAAAAAUAAAAACAUUAGAAAAAGAGAGAAGGAGCUGAGGUCUGGAAAGUAUAUAUACGAAAAAGACGACACUGUGGGAGUCGACAGUGGAGGAAAGGCGAAUAUCUUUUCUUUGUUUACUCCCUUUCACUUUCAAGUGGGUCAACAAUCUUGUUGUCUAAACUAGCAGAAGUUGAAUUUUGGACUGAGUGGCCAAUUUUCAUCAAAGCUCAAACCUUCUAAUGUGUAAUCUCCAGUAGCAAUGCUCACUACUUGAGGCUAAACUCUAUGGAUUGCUACCUUUUGAAAUGCGUUUCUGUAUCUCGUGUGCAUACCUUUCUCAUGGUCUUGAGACAUUGACAUUUCUUCCUACCACAACAGUCUGAAGAAUCGAAUAACUGAUAGUUGUGUGAUGGAACAAUCGAAAAACUACAAUCGUGUUGCACUCAAUAAUGCAGCUCUAGAUAAUGUAGAAUUUGGACAUGCAUCUCAGGGAUACAUGGUGGACCCGAUGGGUCGUAUAAAUACCAGCGUGAGGCCUUCAGAGCUUAAUUUUGCUGAAGCUAAACCUGUACUUAAUUACUCUAUACAGACAGGUGAGGAGUUUGCUCUUGAAUUUAUGCGUGAUCGGGUGAAUCCGAGAAAGCCAUUUGAUCCUUUUGCUGCCAGUGAUCCUACUUUUACAACAAACUACUUAGAGCUAAAGGGCGUUUUAGGGGUGAGUCAUAACGGUUCUGAAAGUAGUUCUGAUAUUUCUAUGCUUACUGCUGUAGAGAAGGAGCCAAAAGAAUUUGAAAGGAAGAAUUCUUCUUUGUACGAAGGAAAAAGUAAUUAUGGGUCUGUAGCAUCAGGUUAUAACAGUAACCGGACUAUAGUUCAUGAGUAUUCCUCUUCCAGCAUAUCUGAUGGCUCAUCAAGAAAAUUUAAAAUCCUCUGCAGCUUUGGUGGUAAAAUUCUUCCCCGACCCCGUGAUGGGAAACUGAGAUAUGUUGGAGGAGAAACACGCAUUAUCAGAAUAAGGACAGACAUUUCUUGGCAAGAGAUAUGGCAGAAAGCAACAACAAUUUAUAUUUAUACACAUACAAUUAAGUAUCAGCUUCCCGGGGAGGAUCUUGAUGCCUUGGUUUCAAUAUCUUCUGAUGAGGACUUGCAGAAUAUGAUGGAGGAGUGCAACGUGCUAGGAGAUGGAGAUGGAUCAAAAAAGCUUAGGAUGUUUUUAUUCUCUGUAAAUGAUUUGGAUGAUGCUGAUUUUGGUCUGGCUAGAUCUAGUGGUGAUUCUGAAGUUCAUUAUGUAGUUGCUGUCAAUGGAAUGGACAUGGGACUAGGAAGGGACACAAGUAGGGUUGCAAGUGUUACUGCUGCAUCAUCAAUAAAUCAACAUUCUCAACUAAUUCUUCCUAAAUCUUCUGAUGCUCCGGAAACCCAUUUACAAUCUCAUUCUCAUCAAGUUCAUGAGCAUCAUGAAGAAGCUCAGAAUCAUUUGCCCUCCAGCACGGAACACCACACUUCUAGUUCUACACCCGUUGGAGAUGGUACUCAUUCAAUGCCUUCUCCUGCACUUGUGACUCAAGAAGAAAGUUUGUCAGAAGACCAGCCAUCUGGUGCUUUAGGCUCGCAGGAUAUGCAUAAGCAAGAAGUGGAGGUAAAUAUGAAUGGUGAUAGUUCAAGUAAUCAAGACAUCGAACAUGAAACUCGAUCUUUGGGAAAGGAUGUUGAUCACUUUCCUGUUGAAGAGGCAUCAGCGGUCAUACCAAAACCAGAGAGAAAUUUUCCCUUAGUACCUUCAAAGAAUGAAGGUCACCUUGAAUCUUUGCAAGUCUCUUCACCUCUAGAAGUGAUUAAUCCCACACGAGAUUCUAAGUCAAACGACAAUGAGUUGUUAACAUCUAGUAGUGCCAUUGCUUCUACAAAUGCCAACUCACAGACUGAUCUGAUUGAUUUAAGCUAUCUUGAGCCUCCUCUACCUCCUCAGAGUCACUUUUACUCUGAGCGAUAUCCACGAGAGCAAGCAGAGUUAUUAAACAGAUUAACCAAAUCAGAUGAUCUUGGUUCUCAGGUCCUUAUCACUCAUUCAUGUUCUGAUAUUGCACAGCAGGAUUCCACGGAAGAAUCAAGCAAAAAUUUACAAAAUGUUGAACUGGCCCCUAAGAUUGACCAUGACUCAAGUGCAAAGUUUGACAACCCUAGGACUUCUGAUGAUGGAACUGAAAAUUUCCCGAAUAAUAACGAGGCAACAAAUGUCCAUUCAAAUGAAGAGGAGUAUGGAACAGAUAAUCAGGUUCCUAAGCCCGGUGACAAAACAAGCUCCACAAAUGAUAACGCAGAUAGUUCCUUGCCUGAUGAUACUGCAGGAGCGAAUCACCACAGUGAUCCUGCAUCUAGUCUUCCAGACUUUCCCUGGGAUGACAGGUUUGAAAGCGAUAUUACUGCUAAUUACGAUCAGGGGAACUCUCAACCUACUGCUGGGACAGGAAUCUCAUCUAGAGACGUUUCAUGGGUGGAUUCUUCUGUCACUGUUUCCCGACCAGAUCGAGGAGACAUAUCGAUUGAUAUAAAUGACCGAUUUCCUCACGAUUUCCUUUCUGAUAUAUUCUCAAGAGCUGUCAUUUCUGAGAAUUCCUCUGGUGUUACACUGCAGAAAGAUGGAGCUUUGAGCAUGAACAUAGCCAACCAUGAGCCCAAACACUGGUCUUUUUUUCAGAAAUUGGCACAGGGUGAAUUUGCUCAAAAAGAUGUUUCUCUUAUUGACCAAGAUCAGCUUGAUUUUUCAUCCAGACUUCCAAAAGUGGAAGAAGAUGCUUCAGAAGCUUAUAAACUUACUCCACUACUAAGAGGUGAAAUUUCUUCAAAUAUAAUAGAUUCCCAAAACAAUUUUGGCGAUCAGAAAGAACUUCCCGGUGUAAGUGAAGUUUCAACUACAGCUUUGCAUUCUGAUUAUAAUUCAUCUGUGGCGGAAGGCAGCCAUGCUUUGCAGGUAGAUGAAUCAGCUGAAAUCAUAAGAAUACCGGAGUCUGAGUAUGAGGGUGGAAUUAGGAGCUUACCUCCACUUGAACUUGCUUUUGCUGAAUUUGAUAUCAGUUCUUUGCAGAUCAUAAAGAAUGAAGAUCUUGAGGAACUUAGGGAACUUGGUUCUGGCACAUUUGGAACAGUUUAUCAUGGAAAAUGGAGAGGGUCGGAUGUUGCCAUCAAAAGAAUAAAGAAGAGCUGCUUUGCAGGUCGAUCGUCAGAGCAAGAGAGAUUGACCUUAGAGUUCUGGCGGGAAGCUGAAAUUCUGUCAAAGCUUCACCAUCCAAAUGUGGUGGCAUUUUAUGGAGUGGUACAAGAUGGACCUGGGGGUACAUUAGCUACUGUCGCAGAGUUCAUGGUCGAUGGUUCUCUCAGGCAUGUUUUGCUGCGCAAGGAUAGGCAUCUUGAUCACCGGAAGAAACUCAUUAUCGCCAUGGAUGCAGCCUUUGGGAUGGAGUAUUUACAUUCAAAAAACAUUGUGCAUUUUGAUUUGAAAUGUGACAACUUACUGGUGAACUUAAAAGAUCCUUCCAGGCCUAUUUGCAAGGUUGCUGAUUUUGGUCUGUCAAAAAUCAAGCGCAACACCUUAGUUUCUGGUGGAGUUAGGGGAACCCUACCUUGGAUGGCUCCAGAACUGCUGAAUGGAAGUAGCAGUAAAGUUUCUGAGAAGGUUGACAUAUUCUCCUUCGGUAUUGUCUUGUGGGAGAUUCUCACUGGUGAGGAGCCGUAUGCAAACAUGCACUAUGGUGCCAUCAUUGGAGGAAUUGUAAAUAACACACUAAGACCAGCUAUCCCAAAUUCUUGUGAUCCUGAAUGGAAAAGGCUAAUGGAGCAAUGCUGGGCUCCUAACCCUAUGGUUAGACCGACUUUCACCGAGAUUACAAAUCGCCUGCGGGUAAUGGCUGCAGCUUGCCAAACUAGAGCACACAUUCGCAAGGCAUCUAGCUAGGGUUUAUGCAUCUGAUUCUAUUUGUGGCAUCUGGCAAUUUCAUUGCAUGUGUAUAUCUCAAUUGUUUGCUGUAAAGAUCGCUUAUAUCAUAGAGAUUUAUAUCCCCAAAGUUUUAGUUUUAGUGACCUUUUAAUGA